AACGCUCGGCCGCCGGUCUCCGCGGCCCGAUGCCGUGCGUCCGCCCGGUCCUCGGCCUCCUGGCCGCCCUGGCCGCCUGCGGAGCCGUCGCCUUCCUGGCCUACUGCGUCUACUUCGACCGGAAGCGGCGUGGCGACCCGGCAUUCAAGCGGCACCUGCGGGACAAGAGAAGAGCCCAGCAGCCACCGGCCCAGGCGCGGGACGCGCAGUUGUGGGAUCUAGCAACAAAUGAAAAACUGCAAGAACGUUUUCUGCAAGAGGUACAGAUGGCAGAACUUUGGUUAUCUAGAGGAGAGAAUGGAAUGGGGGUACAACACCUCAGCAAUGCCCUUUCAGUCUGUAUGCAACCACAGAAGCUUCUCCAUGUUUUCAAACGCACACUCCCUCCCAAAGUAUUUCAGAUGCUAUUGCACAAAAUCCCCCUUAUCUGCCAGCUGAUUGCACUUCAUGGUUGAAAAUAAACCAUAUAUUGUUGGUCAGACUCAGAACCAUUCAUGUUAGACUCUCAGCUUCUGAACAAAGUGUGAAACAAUACAGACUCCCUUAGAGCCUAAUAGUCAACUCUUACACAUUCCCAAGUUAGUCUUAGAUGGGAUGUUUCCUGAAGAUACA
Messenger RNA from Dipodomys spectabilis (banner-tailed kangaroo rat), 612 nucleotides. It is a transcript of the gene Tomm20l, whose product is annotated as translocase of outer mitochondrial membrane 20 like. The coding region runs from base 30 to 455 and encodes 141 amino acids. NCBI's taxonomy places the organism in Eukaryota, Metazoa, Chordata, Mammalia, Rodentia, Heteromyidae. Gene Ontology annotation, cellular component: mitochondrial outer membrane; mitochondrial outer membrane translocase complex. The record is from RefSeq and is a predicted model, not a curated record. Gene Ontology annotation, biological process: tRNA import into mitochondrion; protein targeting; protein import into mitochondrial matrix. Gene Ontology annotation, molecular function: transmembrane protein transporter activity. The transcript has 5 exons.